UCCAGGGAGGAGUCAUUGAUUAAACCAGUUACUGAACAGACCAGGAAUCCUUCGUUGAGCAGAUAACUCUCCAGCGUACAAAUCUCCCAGCGUAGCGUCCUAGUCCAGAUAGGAUGACCAACAAACAAUUCUAUUCUAAUAACACAAUUCUACUACCAUAAGGACACUACACUACGGUCUACUAGUGAUUGUGUGUUGUCAAAAAAAUAAUGCCAACUCAAGUGCUAAAUAUUAAGGACCUAACAAGCAAGGUCAAUGCCAAAGAGCUUGGAAUAGUGAUGAGAUCAUUGGGACUGAGCCUAACAGAAGCAGAGCUGGAAGAAAUGAUCAAAGAAGCCGACACCGACGGGAGCGGCACAAUAGACUUCAACGAGUUCCUUGGGCUAAUGGCCUCUAUGAAGUUGGGUCAUGAUGAGGAGAAAGAGUUGAGGGACGCGUUUCGAGUCUUUGACAGGGACAACAAUGGGCACAUCACCGCCGACGAGCUCCGCCACGUGAUGCACAGUCUCAGCCAGAAGUUGAGUGAUGCGGAGGUGGAGGAGAUGAUGAAGGAGGCGGACGUGGACGACAAUGGGGUGAUUGAUUACCAUGAGUUUGUGAAUGUUAUCAUGUCCAGAGGUCGACUGAGAAGUCCGGAAAGCAGAGGCCGCAGCGAGAGAGAGAUGCGCAAAGGCAAGAAACAGCGCAAAUCAAAGAAAUAUUGUCUCCCUGAGUACUGUAAAACUUUGUAAUUUACAUAUGUCCUGAAGGGAAAAUAACACUUUGGCAUGCACUUCGAUUAUAAGAAGAAGUGAAAUUUGCACUAAAUAAAUGGGAUUAAAACAUAAUGACUUUCCUAAUGUAGGACUUAAACUUUUUUAUUCCCCAAAUAGGACUCAAUAAUGACCUAGUGGAAGG
This is a messenger RNA of Cuscuta campestris, 897 nucleotides long. The record is from the annotation of a GenBank genome assembly. Lineage: Eukaryota; Viridiplantae; Streptophyta; Magnoliopsida; Solanales; Convolvulaceae.